Molecule: messenger RNA, 3227 nt
Organism: Trichomycterus rosablanca
Lineage: Eukaryota; Metazoa; Chordata; Actinopteri; Siluriformes; Trichomycteridae
Gene: eomesb
Product: eomesodermin homolog b
Exons: 10
Coding region: 1045-2838 (597 amino acids)
Biological process (GO): positive regulation of DNA-templated transcription; regulation of transcription by RNA polymerase II; CD8-positive, alpha-beta T cell differentiation involved in immune response
Cellular component (GO): nucleus
Molecular function (GO): DNA-binding transcription factor activity, RNA polymerase II-specific; RNA polymerase II cis-regulatory region sequence-specific DNA binding
Source: RefSeq, a predicted model, not a curated record
AUUCCUAGUCCAAUGCAUUAACCACUUGUCUCACUUUGCUGUUUGGUAACUUUGUGUGGUUUUAUGUUUAAUGUAAUAAUAUAAAAUGAUUUAUUGAGUAAUAAGAGCUCUGAGCGCUGUGAUGCUGUAAGUAAUGGUUAGCAUGAACAGAACCUCAGCAGAACGUUCCCUCAGUCAGAAGCUCCUCAGUGAAUCUUCACCUUUAUUCUCCUCAUUAUGAUCCUGUUACUGUGUAAUAACUGAUGCUAACGUGCUGUAACUAUCCACGGCGAGUGUGUGUGUGUGUGUGUGUGUGUGUGUGUGUGUGUGUGUAUCUGCAGCAGAAGAGGAACUCAGUGGGACGUUUGGAACCGGCCAACUGACCAACCGCCCCCCCGCCGGGGACCAAAUGGAACGGUCGGCUCCUGCUGCUGGACCUUACAAUGAGACCGGACCGGACCAGACGCAGGGGGGGGGGGGCAGGUCACUAAAGGCCUUGACCUUCUGCUGCCUAAAUCACCUCCCAACAUCCACUCCAGCACUGAGAGAGAGAGAGACAGUGAGGCGCAUCCAAUUUCUACCCGUCAAUCAUCCUCCCACUGAUGCUGAUCCCUGCUCCUGAUUGGGGAGGACGAGGCUGCUCCACGCCCCCUCCGACACGUGCACAGCAAUCGAACAUCUUAUCACCUACACUUGACGAGUGCAGUGCAGUACAGCGCUGUGUACGGAGAGCCACACCCUCUAUCGCACUCCUUACUCAUCUCCGUGCAGGCGCAACCAACCAGCCAGCAGAGGUCGUAAUUGCACCAGUCUGAGAGAGAGACCCCAUACGGCUUAAUCCCGCCCCUGUCUGAACAACAGGCCAAUCGUUGUUCAUGUGGCCGCUCAGCCUCAGCCGGCAGGCAGAGCCAGGAUUCGAUACCAUGUACUCCAGAUCCAGCUCUGGUGAACAGCAUGUUAGUGAGUGUUGCAGCAGGGCGUGGUCCUGCCUCAGCCCCAGUGUUUCCAGGUGCCAGAGCCACCACAACCCUGACCAGCACAAGAGCAAUGUGUGUGUGUGUGUAGAUGUGUGUGUGUGUGCAUGUGUGUAGGUGUGUGUGUAGGUGUGUGCGACAGCAUAUCUCACUACAUCAGAAUCACACCUGUCCUGCACACACACACACACACACACACACACGGGAGCGCGCGCUGAGCGGUGCUGCACGCGGCUGGAGCGGACGGAACUCACCUGCUCAGGGGUCCGGACUGAACUCUGGAGGACACACCCGGGACUUUUUGGGCGGUAGUGCUGCAGGGAUGGCGGGUGAUGGAGACACCGAUGCUGGAGCGGAUCAGUCCAAACCCCCCGCAGCUCCCUUCCAGGAUCUUUUAUCCACAUACGGGCUGGACGGACCCACCGCGACCCCUCCGUACUUCAUCCCGAGCUCGUCCGCUCAGAGUCAGGAGGUCACGAGCUCGGCCUCAUUCCUGCCGUACCCGAGCCGGAGCGGUGUGAGUGCUGGUCCGGGUUCAGGUGUGUCCAGGUCCGCCGCGUCUCUGCAUUACGGCUUCACCUCCCCAUCUGCUUCAGCCUCAGCCACGCAUGCGCAGUUCGGAGCCGGGUACCAGUUCUACCCGUCUGCGUAUGAGGGCACCGUCGGCCAGGUGUGCACGCGCGGGGGUGAGAGGAGGGCUCAGGUGUACCUGUGUAACCGGGCGCUGUGGCUCAAGUUCCACCGACACCAGACCGAGAUGAUCAUCACCAAACAGGGCAGGAGAAUGUUUCCCUUCCUGAGCUUCAGUAUUUCGGGGUUGAGUGUUUCCUCUCAGUAUAACGUUUAUGUUGAGAUCACACUCGCCGAUCCAAAUCACUGGAGAUUCCAGGGGGGCAAAUGGGUCACGUGUGGAAAAGCCGACAACAACCCCCAGGGGAAUAAAAUUUACCUUCAUCCAGAAUCUCCAAACUCUGGAGCUCACUGGAUGAGACAAGAAAUUUCAUUCGGCAAACUGAAGCUCACCAACAACAAAGGAGCAAAUAACCAAAACACACAGAUGAUCGUCCUUCAGUCGCUGCAUAAGUACCAGCCCCGGCUGCACAUCUCUGAGGUUCCUGCAGACGGUUUGGACUCAGACAGAGAGACUCAGACUCAGAGCUUCAUCUUUCCUGAGAGUCAGUUCAUCGCCGUCACCGCCUACCAGAACACCGACAUCACACAGCUGAAGAUCGAUCACAACCCCUUCGCUAAAGGAUUCCGGGAUAAUUACGACUCGAUGUACACGACCCCGGAUGGUGACAGGUUGACCCCCUCCCCCGCCGACUCGCCGCGUGCCCAUCAGCUGGUGCCAGGCGGGCGUUACCCGGUGCAGCAGUUCCUGCACGAUCAGUUUGUGAACCCCCUCCCUCAGAGUCGCUUCUACACCACCGACCGCACCCUGCAUCCCCCGGAGGAGUGCGGCGCCCCCCACAGGUGGCUGGUGACCCCGGUGCAGCAGCCGUACGAACCCGACUACCUGCCGUACGCCCUGAAGCCCCUCCCACUGCAGAGCUCACGCCCCCUCACCUGCUACUCAGACUCCGCCUUCGCCUCCGUCGCCGGCUGGGGUUCAAAGGUCAACUACCAGAACAAAAUGGUGGCCAACCUGCCCUGGUCGCCCCGGCCGCACGGCCCUGACCUGCUGGACAAGGUGCGGGAGGAGGAGUGGGCGGAGUCAGCAUCGUACGCCGCCAUUUAUAAACGCCGGCGCGUCUCACGAGGUGAAUCCAGCACGGAAAACUCACCCAGCAUAAAGUGUGAGGAGUCUCGCUCAGACAACCACAGCAAAGAGGCCACGCCCACCACCAAGAUCAGCAGCUGCUGCGCCUUCUACAGCGCCACCUAGAGGAGCAGACGGGGACGAACCUGCACCCACAGCGGGACUGAAACAUAAAACCUGAUCUGGGUUACAGGGUCUGAUUAACGGUGUAAAUAAUCUGAUCUGGGUUACAGGGUCUGAUUAAAGGUGUAAAUAAUCUGAUCUGGGUUACAGGGUCUGAUUAACGGUGUAAAUAAUCUGAUCUGGGUUACAGGGUCUGAUUAACGGUGUAAAUAAUCUGAUCUGUGAUGAAUUUUACACGUUGUUUCUACAUGAACUCCAGCAUCUGUUACUCGAUGUGUUUUGUGCACGCUACAGCUUACCCAUAAUGCCUCACUCUGCAGGUGAGUGUACCUGUUGUGGUGGGCGGAGUCCUGGUUUGAUGAUGAAAUGUGUUUAAAUUCUGUAAAUAAACU